Messenger RNA from Candidozyma duobushaemuli, 876 nucleotides. RefSeq lists its product as uncharacterized. The record is from RefSeq and is a predicted model, not a curated record. The coding region runs from base 1 to 876 and encodes 291 amino acids. Lineage: Eukaryota; Fungi; Ascomycota; Pichiomycetes; Serinales; Metschnikowiaceae. The transcript has a single exon.
AUGGGCUCGUUGAUGCCUGGGGCAUUUCCUAUAGAGCUGCUGAGUGCGGCUCGAUCUACUUCAAUAGAAUCGUCCAGCAAUAAAUGGAACACCCUACAUAUCGAGGAAGACCAGCUAACCGCCUUCAAGAAGUCCGAGUACCUAGUAUCCAAAGCUCGAGGCCAGCGGCAUAUGCUACGCCAUUUAGAGAAAACAGUGGUUGUACUUUCGGGAUUGCAGUUGAUCAAGUACUGCCAUCUAGCUUGUAUAUGGCCAUUCAUCAUAGAUUCAGUGGUUCAAGUGAUAAUAUCUGUCAAGGCCAUUACAGAACCUGACAACUGGUCCACUUUGGAGACGAUAGACCAAGGAAUCAAAAAGAGAGAACAGGAAACGGGUGAUCCUAGUACGACUUUCAGGAGCAACCUUACGAAGUUUGUCUUAGCCCUCAUCUACGGCAAGUUUAUCCUGAACGUGUUCUAUCAUGUGCUCUUUUUCUUCUGGUUGAAACUGGUGGCCGAUGGCAAAGAGCUUGAAUACAUCACGAAUGGCUCCUGGUGGCUUGUUUCCUUCAUUGGUGAAUCUGUACCUGAGUACGAUCCAUCCUCCAACAUAUGGCUCCGGCUCUGGCAGCUAGGCCUCUUCCAACUCAUAUUGAUCGACUUCAUCAUACUUAUCCUACAGCUCACGCUCUACCAAUGCAUCUUCAAGCAGUCUACCAAGUCACUCGAAGGCCUUCCUCUAGGCAUUACCGAGCUGGAAACAGUGAGACCAUUCAAUAUGAGGGUCAGUGGCGAAAGCCUUAGAAAAUUGCCAGAACAAAUUACUCCCAACAUUCUAAAUAUCCGUUUGCAUGACUGCUUCAAUCCUCAGUCUUACCUAGGAUUUGUGGUUCAAUAG